Messenger RNA from Oncorhynchus mykiss (rainbow trout), 1689 nucleotides. NCBI's taxonomy places the organism in Eukaryota, Metazoa, Chordata, Actinopteri, Salmoniformes, Salmonidae. The record is from RefSeq and is a predicted model, not a curated record.
UUGUAGUCUGCCAUAAAACCUUAAAGAAGAAGAAGAUGCGUCACUCAAACUUCGACUCAGGGGCAAGCGGGAAAUACAAUAUUUUGUAGCUAGCUAUAAAUUAAACACGCUCUAAACUCUAAGCACCUGCCACAGUAUUGAUAAACUGGAGACUGAAAAUAUGCACCAUGAUACAGAGGAGGACAAGAGCAGCCAAGCAUUCAACACGCGUUUCGGGCAGUAUAACUAUACUGCAGAGGAGUACCAGGCAGUCCAGAAUGCACUGCGACAGAAGCUGGGACCUGAAUACAUCAGCUCCAGGAUGGCUGGAGGGGGGCAGAAGGUGUGUUACAUCGAGGGGCACCGUGUGAUCAGCCUGGCCAAUGAGAUGUUUGGAUACAACGGCUGGUCUCACUCCAUCUCCCAGCAGAAUGUCGACUUUGUUGACCUCAUCAAUGGGAAGUUCUACGUUGGAGUCAGUGCGUUUGUCAAAGUCCAACUGAAGGACGGGUCGUUCCAUGAGGACGUUGGCUACGGGGUGAGCGAGGGACAAAAGUCCAAGGCCCUGUCACUGGAGAAGGCCAGGAAAGAGGCGGUCACUGAUGGACUGAAGAGAGCACUCAAAUGUUUUGGAAACGCCCUUGGGAACUGUAUCAUGAAUAAAGAGUACCUCAUAUCCAUCAACAAGAUCCCUAAACAGCCUGCUCCCCCCCUGGACCCAGCCCAGACCAAGCGUUCUGACAGUGAGCCGUCAGUGGAGAAGGCCCGGCUGUCUAGCUUGGCCCGGUGGGAGAGUGCUGGGCCUGGGUCAGGGAGGGCACCACUGGAGCAGCCCAGGGUCCACAACCACCACCAGGCUCCCCCAGGGGAGCACGGGGACAGAGGGGGAGCCAGGACCUUUCUCUCACACACCCCUACUGCUGCCUCUGGACCAGUAGCCCCCUCAGCUCCAUCAGACAGUGAGAACAAGCGCUGUAAUCUUGUCAGGUCUUUAUCAGAUGUGGAGGACCUCUGUCUCUCUGAUGCACACACAGACCCCAAGCAGCUGAGGAAGCUCAAGCAGCAGCAGCUGCAGCAGAAGUUCCGCCAGGAGAUGGAGGCGAAAAAGCUCCUGCAGGGACAACCUCUGCUCCAGCUCAAGACAGAGGGUCCAGACACAGCUAUUGCACAGGCACCCAGUGGAGCUCAUGAUAACCCAGAGCUGUGGGACUUCACUCUUGACGGCAUCCAGGAGUUGGAGGCCCCAGCAGGUGGACCUUCAUCAACAUCAUCCUCGUUACAACCCAGUACGCCAGGGGGUAGUCACCAAAUGCUGACCCGCAGUAAGACCCCUCAGAGAGGGGCUUCACCAUCCCUACGACCCCCCGUCAGGCCCCACGAGCCCCCACCACACGGCCAAGUACAGGGGGGAAACCAACCCCUGUAUCACAACCAGCACCCUAGGACAUCUGACAGGACAGGUGAGACUGGGUGAGGCAUUCAGUCCAUCUAGACAAGGACAGUACAUGAAGAAACGCAAGCUGGACACUUGAGAAAAGGCCUUUUCACUGUUACCUAAAAGCCAUUUUACCAACAAGUCUUCAUUUUGAUUUGUAUUUUAUUUUAAUUGAUAUGUUGAGUAUAUGGGCAUCUCUUCUUGCUGCUAAAUGUAAAGAAAUGUUUAUGGUUUUUGUAAAUAAAAUCAGGGAUUUCUGUUUGCCUUUCAAAAAA